Fomitopsis serialis is the source of this 1197-nucleotide messenger RNA. RefSeq lists its product as uncharacterized. Gene Ontology annotation, cellular component: cytosol; centrosome; nucleoplasm. The coding region runs from base 1 to 1197 and encodes 398 amino acids. The transcript has 8 exons. The record is from RefSeq and is a predicted model, not a curated record. Lineage: Eukaryota; Fungi; Basidiomycota; Agaricomycetes; Polyporales; Fomitopsidaceae.
AUGGAAAGCUCAGUCGCCUUACAUCAAAAGCUCGACAUCCCCUCCGAAUUCCGGAAUUACAACACAAUAACUGAAAGCGAUGUCAUAGUUCGGCUGGAGGAGUGGCGGCGGCAAGCCCACAAGGUGCUCGGAGAGCUGUAUGAGCAGCUGAAGCAGCGGGAAUCUCUAUCACGGAGUGAGAAGGCUGAGAUAAUUGCGGCGGUCGCUCCAUUUGAUGGUGAAGGAUCGUGGUCUCUGGAGAUCUCACGGGUGCAAGCGCAAGAGAUAUUGCGCCCGUACUCGGAACCAGAGCCGACAUUCCAAGCCAGUCCGCAUCCGAUGCUGAACACAGCGACUGGGCGGACCCUGCCUAGGGCAGCGGGAGGGCCUGAUGCCGUAUUGGAUCAUUUUGAUGGUCAGACUUGGAAGGAUCGUCCGGGGAUGAUCGACCUACUAGCCUGGUGUGUGCGGCAUUGCGAGAGCGUUGCAUACGAGAAGUUAUGGCACCUCCUCAUCCCACCAGUGAUGACACUACUAGACGACUACGAAACUUUCUACAGGCUACGUGGAGUCAAUGUCGCGUCGGACAUGAUCCAGCGGGUCCCAGCAGAUCUCCUUCGCCGCACUGGCGUGGACGGUCUUCUCUUCACGUCACUUAAAAAAUGCCUCGCAUUCCUUCAGAAUCCCGAGACAUCUGAGCUAAUCCGCGCCGCCGUGCCAACAUCCGUUUCUCUCGUGCUCCACACCACACCGCCCGGCUCCGCUAAGCGAUUCGAUCAGCUAUGCGAGGUUCUCGGCGAUGGCAUCAUUGGCAGCAUCUGGUUCUACGCCAUGCACGAGCAGGACGCGAUCGAGGCUACCAUAGACGUCCUGCCGGCAUCGUGCACGCGCUGGGCGAUCGUCCCGCAGCUCGUGUUCCCGCUCAUGCCCGUGCCUGAGAACGCGGCUCACCCGCGGCUCCAGCUGAGCUCCCUUCGUGCGCUUGCGGUAGUCAUCAGGACGUGCGCACCGCGCAUGCACAAAUGGAAGGGUCAGAUCCUGGAAGGCACCCUGAAAUGCUGGCACCGAGAUCCGGUAGCGACAAGGAUGCUACGGGGUGCGAUCAAGGAGGUGUGCGACGCAUUGGUCGUUGCAUGUCCGUCGGUCGAGUACGCCCGGUUACUACAGGCUGACCGACAAAUGUUUGAGCCCCUCGUUGAGACGUCUGUCAAGGCAUGA